Messenger RNA from Photinus pyralis (common eastern firefly), 4836 nucleotides. RefSeq lists its product as uncharacterized. Bases 1010 to 4429 code for a protein of 1139 amino acids. The transcript has 2 exons. Lineage: Eukaryota; Metazoa; Arthropoda; Insecta; Coleoptera; Lampyridae. The record is from RefSeq and is a predicted model, not a curated record.
CAAAUGUGGUGUACAGUCCCGAGGAAAUGAUGAGCAAAUGUAGCAAAUGUUGGGUAAAUGUAGCGAAUGUUCAGGAAAUGUGGCAAAUGUUAAGGAAAUGUAGUAAAUGAUGAGGAAAUGUAGCAAAUGUUUAGGUAAUGUGGCAAAUGUUAAGGAAAUGUAGAAAAUAGUUUAGCAAAUGUUUAAGAAAUGUAGUAAAUGUUUAUGAAAUAUGACAUAUCAAUGCGAGUAUCAAUGAUUUGUAAAUGUAAAGAUAAAUGUAUAUCAGACGCUUACAAUUCGUGAAAAUUAUGCAAAAAAAUGUGUUUUAACAUUCGUUCAUGUAGUGCAGUCGUAAAUCAUGUGCUAGAGUCCUUACCCUAUACACCGAAAAAGUAAUAGAAUGAUUGUUACAUUUCGAUUGCAUACAUUGCUUUUUUUGUUUUGAAAUUUAAGAAUCUCGGAGAGACUUCAUUUCGAGUUCAAUUGCAAAGAUUAUUGUUUGAUACAUAAUCACAAAUUUUUAUGAAUUCAAUCGGAUUAAUAGAACAAAAUUCUUAUGGGAAUUUUUACUUAGAUUAAGUACAGUCAAGAAAUACGACAAAGGCUAUAACAAAAUGUGACUUAAUUGAUUUUAAAUGUUGUGAUACACCUGCUCAAAUUCAAAAGUUCAAAGAAAAUGCCUACGGCUAUGUGUAGUCCAAGCUAUUUUCGAGAAUAAUAAGAAUUGAAAAGGAAAUAUUGUUCUACGAAUUAUUUUCAUUUUUAUGAAGUACAUAGCAACAAACAUAUAUGUAUAUAUGGCAACAAAUAACAGUCGUAACGAGGUCGGAAAUAAAGGUGGUUUAUUUAUGAAUAGCAUUUAACAGUGAGUCACCAUGCCUCGCUCUAUGCUGUGCAUUUUUACUGCGAUAGCAUUUUCUUGAAGUAUCAGUCUGACAAUGAACUUCGUUCUUCAUUCAUAAAGUACCCUUAUUCCCGUUUUUAUCGUUGAAUGCGCGGGUGGGUGUGCUCGUAAGUGUAACAAACAAUGGCGGUAACAGCAAAUAUUGAGACAAUCUCUGAUUGGGGAGAUACGGAGGAUACAUUUAUCAAUUCCAUUGAACAAAAACUAGAAGUCCAAAUUCCUCUAUUCUUAAAAAAUAUAGUAAAAGUGUCCGGUUUAGCAAAUAAAAUCGGGAUUAAAAAUUUAUCAGAGGACGAUAUUAAUAGGCUAGAGGAGUUUGUAAAAGGCGAACUUGUCGACUUGAUCGAUAAAGAAGAGUAUGAAAACUAUUAUGGGCCGUUGUUUAAGAAGAAGCCUACAAAUUUUAAAUUUCUUAUGGGACACAGAAAGUUAUUACUAGCCAUGAGUGAAUCACAACGUGAACUAACUACAACUACGUCUCAGCAACAAAAUAAACGCAAAGUCAAACCUAGCCGAGAACCCAGCAUUGCUUCGACGUGCAACAACACAAACCUUCAAAUGGCUGAAAAUUUAUCAAAAUAUAGUACCAAAAUAAAACAAAACAUUGUGUCUUGGGUUUUGUUACUAAAAAAAGAGAGCAAAAUCACAGAAGAUGAAGAACGAGAAUAUACCACUAAAAUAAAAAGCAUAGAAUACCAGUGUUCACCAGAUGACGACGAUUUUAUUUGCUGUUAUAUCCCAUGUUUCAUUUGCGAUGCGAAAGUAAAGGUGAAAAAACUGCCUAAGAAUCACAACACCCAUUGGUCUUUUUCGAAUUUUUAUCAACAUGUUAACAAACAUUUGAAAAAUAAGGACUCAAAUAAAGAUAAAUUCCAGGAUAACUCUAAGCCAAAAUCUAAGCGCACGAUUCGCCAACCCACACUACAUACAUUCUGUUCUGAACCGUCUACUAGUUCUUCCUUUAUACCCACCAUCUCUAGAGUAGAUGAGAAAAUAGGUGAAGACGCACAAGAAACAAGAUCAGAUGUUGAAGUCGUAGUAUCUGCUGUCUUAUCAUCAGAAGAAGAGGAUGAAGAUAUCAUUCAACCAAGAAAAAAAGCAAACAAGCAAAUAAUUUUAUCAGACAUUGAAAGCGGUACCGAACAGGAUUUUCCUCGGGAUUUUCAAACAGACGGAAUUGUACAUGAAGGGGCUUACAGUUCUGUUGAGCAAUCGUUACACCAGCCCCAACAACAACCGACUUCGGUCCUUGUUGAAAACAAGUGGUUAUCUCCGAAAUACUCGCGCUGUGAAAGAAAUCGACGUGGCCGCAAAAAUUCUUUUGAUGAUGAAAAACAGCUGCUUAUAACCAAUUUUUAUAAGCCACUAAAAGACAUUGAGAAGGUGUUAAUCGAAAAUAGUCAAUUAAAAGAAAUAAUUCAAGAACAAGCCAAAAAGUUCCGAUUAUUGGGUGACAAGGUUGGCGGUGCAUCGUUAACGGGAGCUCCUGUGUCAAUUUUUUUAAAUAUUAUGCUUGAUACAGCUGCUGCCAAUGCUUCCAAAACGAAAUCAAAAAACAGAUUUGACGAAAGUGUAAAAAAAUUCUGCUUGUACCUAUUCUUAAUUGGAGGGAGAAUGCUAUACGAGACAUUAUAUGCAAAUUUGAAAAACGUUAUUCCUUCAAUAACAACUUUACACCGUUCUAUUACUAAUUCAAAUAUACAAGAAGGGGAAUUACGCUUUGCAGAUCUGAGAAGAUUUCUUGAUAGUCGUGGAUUGCCAAGCGUCGUGUGGAUAAGCGAAGAUGCGACAAAGAUUACAGGGAAAAUAGGAUACUCUUCACACAAUAACUUGGUGGUUGGAUUUGUCAUUCCACAGCAUAAUGGAUUGCCACGUGAGAACUACUUCGAAGCAACUUCGGCACGAAGAAUCCAACAGAUCUUUGUGGAAGGAGAACGAGCUCAAUAUGGGUACGCAAUCAUGGCCCAAUGUCCAAUUGAUAAAACCCCUUCGUUUUGUCUUAACAUUUUCGGUACUAAUAACAAAUUCACGCAUAAUGAUGUAAUACAGCGAUGGGAACAAAUGAAGGUAUCUGCACGUCGGUAUAACAUAGAACUUUUGGGUUUCUCGUCAGACGGGGACACGAGGUUGCUGAAAGCGAUGCGGCUCACAACAAAACUUUCUAACCAGGUAACAGAAAAGUGGAAGUGGUUUCACAUGCCAUUAGAUACUGGCAAUAUUUGCACUCAGGACACAGUUCACAUCGGAACAAAAUUAAAAACGCGUUUAAUCAAUCAAAAAGUCACGCUCGCUCUUGGAAAUUUUAUAGCAUCAUCGGAUCAUCUUAAAACUCUAAUUGAGACUGUGUCUAAAGAUAAACACCUUCUGACCUUAGGAGACCUAAAUUCACAAGACAAAAUGAAUUUCCGAUCUGUUGAAAAAAUUAUUGCUCCUAAAGUGUCUGAACUUCUUAAAAAAAGUGUUCCAAACAGCGAAGGAACUGUUGCAUAUCUUAAAAUACUCAGAUCUGUACUUGAUGCUUUUCUCAGGAAAGACCUUAGUCCUGUAAGGCGAUUGCAACUGAUUUGGUAUGCGGUCUUUUUUCUUCGUAUAUGGAGGAGUUGGGUAAGAAAUUCCGAGUCAUACACAGUGACUGAAAAUUUUAUAACUCUCAAUGCGUACUUGUGUAUUGAAAUGAAUGCUCAUGCCCUGAUUAAGAUCAUCCGAAAAUUUAGGGAAGAAAAACUUGAUACGGAUUUUGCCACUUGGCUCUUCAGCUCUCAACCAUGUGAGCAAAUUUUUCGCGCUACCAGAUCACUCACGUCAACGUACUCUACGAUAGUUAAUUUUAGUUUAAUGGAAAUGUUGAACAGAAUUAAUAAAAUAGAGACUAUUGUAAGUAUUAUGAGUGAUUUGCGCGAUACAUUUGUAUUUCCACGGGAAGGGUCAUCUAGAAUGGGAACUGCACAUAACUCGAUUGGUAUUGUGUUCCCUUGUGAUGAAGAAAUCGAGUCAGUAUGUAUGACAGCAUUGCAAGAGGCGAUAAAUGAUUGCAAGUUAUUGGGUAUAUAUAACGAUCGAGAUAACGAUGAUACUCAAAACCUUUGGGAACAAAUUAUGAUAUUUGACGGGAGUAUUGAUUCACAACCGUAUAAAUUACAGGAUCCAGAUGCAUUGGAUUAUCAUUGUGUUGACUUAAAUUUGUCAGAAGAAUUUUCAUAUGAACCGGCUACGAAUGAUGUGUUACGCCAAUUUGUUGACCAACAGGAUGAUAGCGAAACAAGCGAGGAUCAAGAACAAGAUGAUGACCAUAGUGAUUCCUUAAUCAACUUCCAGGAUUUGAAUUUCGCUGACGUUCCUGUUGAAGAACCAAUUCAUGAAAGAAGCCCCUAUGUCAAAAUCAAAUGCCAAAAUGGUCAAAUUAAAACGAUAAGAAAGAAAACAUUGUGUUGGUUUUUGGACGAUAAUGUGAAAAGGUAUUUAAUGUGGCAGUUAAUUAGUAUUGUUGUAAAUUGGAUAUAUCAGGGUUGUAAAAACAAAAGAGGAGAAAUACGCAUUUUUUAGUAGUAAUGUCAAUUAUUUAAUUUGUAUCGUGAAAAGAAAUAUAAAACCCAAAAGAAAACGGGUAGUUUUCAGCAAGCUUUGUUAACAUUUUAUGGCGACCGUGACAGGACACCGGGUUUGAGUGUUUUGGCUACGAUAUUUGUGUUAAAUUGACAUUUUAGUGGUGCGUUCGAUUUCCGCGAAAAAUGGAGCAACAAAGGCGAUACCGCGACGUAUGUCGUGAUAGCUUUAUGCGGGCCACCGACAAGCUACGGGGGUUAUUAACUAAAACUCCUAUAGAUAGUGUUGCGUUGAAGGUGGCGGUUGAAAUGCUGCGGCUUAAGCAUUCAACUUUACAAAAAGCCGACGAUGAAAUAACAACGCUGUUGAUGGGUGAGGCGGCCGACAGAGACGUCCUGGGAGCCGAA